Molecule: messenger RNA, 2268 nt
Organism: Linnemannia hyalina
Lineage: Eukaryota; Fungi; Mortierellomycota; Mortierellomycetes; Mortierellales; Mortierellaceae
Source: the annotation of a GenBank genome assembly
AUGGAGGACAUGCUUCGACAGGUCCGCCAGGACUACCACCCCAACACAGAGUUCUACCUCUGGGAAAUCGUUGCGGACUUUCACCGAGAAUACCGCGACCCUGGGAUGAUGUCAAAAUGGCAAUACAUUAACGCCUUCGUCCCAAGGAUCCACCCUUCGGUCGAGAAUGUAACCAGCAAUGUCUUUCAAAACACCUUCAUUAUUGCCGAUCCAGGAUAUUCGCCACCGCUGCGGCCGCAUAGUGCACCCAUUGUGGACCCAGGACCAGAUGUCACCAUAUCAACAAAUCCAACCAUCCCAGGAAGUCGACCUCAAUCUCAAAACGCUACCAUCAAUCGCCUGUCAGCCAGUUCCAACACAGACGACGCACUGGCUUGGAAAUUGAGCGCAAGUGCAAAGGCACGGCUAUUGUACAAAUCGAGCCCUUUCUACCAAAAUUUGAUGGCUCUCACGGUUCCUCAAUAUGGCCGAUCCUCGAGAAACGAAAGUGUUUUGACGUUCAAGCUCCGAAUCUCCUCGAGUUUAUCGCAGCAAUUGAUGAGUAAUCCACAGUACUCUAUCAUGGUGUUCUGUGCGAGCAAGGAGACCCCGACGAGCCAGCAGAUGUUAAUGGAGUUCCCAGAUGACUGCUAUAUCCGCGUGAACAAUCAAACGUUGGACUGGAGGCCCCGUGGCGUGAAAAAUAAGCCAGGAACAUUUACUCCAGUCGACAUCACGAGGUUCUGCCUGCUGCAAGAGUCGAGCGUCAAUCACGUCGAACUUCGCUACUCCAAUGCGUCCAAGAAGAAGAUCAACGACGACGAUAUCAUGGAGCUCUCGAGCACACUAUCUUUGAAAUGUCCAAGCCUGAAGAACGUGAACGUCCAUCCUGACGGGAGAUGGGAGAUCCCGGCAGCUAUCAUCUCUAUUGACAUUGACGACUCGACUUCUAUCCCGACUGACAGCGGAUCAUCGUCGUCUGAACCGACAUCGCACGGGACCGACAAUGGACCAAUAUAUGUGAUCGAUGACGACGAUGAUGAUGACGAGGACAAUCGAAAUGGGAGCGACAGCAGUUAUGACAUGGCCCUGGCGGACUUGAGUAUGGAGGCCAAGGAGGAUGAGGUGAACGGUGCCGGAUCAAGGAGUAAUUACGGGCCGUCAGGACGUCAGGAGAGCCAGCCGGUCAAGAACUACCCGCUCAUCACGAUAUCACCCAAGCCAGCUUCGACUUUAUUGCACCUAUACGUGUCAUCCCGGUCUCAACGCGUACCCGAAAAGCCGCAGUUCAUGGACUUGACCCUCUAUUCUUCAGACGAUGUGAUCGACCUGACAUCUGAUAACGAAGACGAGGACCAAGACCAGGACGAAGACGAUGAGGAGAAUGAAGAGGAGUUGACUCUCCACAGGAGAAAAAGAGCUUUUAUUCAACCCGACAACGACCCUUCCAACGAAAUCAACGACAUUACUCUCACCACCAACGAUAUCACUCUCACCAACAAAAGCAACAGUGGCAAUACUGGCAGCGACUCUGUCAAAUGCAGGCGUGUGUCAAACAAACACGACAACUACAAGAGGACCGCCAAUUCCCUUUCCGCGGCCAGCAACAACCCCGAACCAAGCGACACUAUCAUGGAAGAUUUGACCCAGCCAAGGAGCUUUGGUCCAGCUGAGGCUACGUCUACUUCAGCAAUGUUACCAAAGGACCCGAGACAAGCGGAACAAGGACACGCCCACCCUUAUCACACCAGCAAUCUUCAGUCGACCCUGCCACCGACGACACACUCCACGGCUCCAGUGACCUCGUUCACGCCAUCUGAACGUCUCUCAUCACCGACCAAUGGUGACCUGACAUUACUGCCGUUCGAGUCGGUUCCGUUUAUGAUCAGCUCGUUGGAUUCGAUUAUAGAAGGGAUUUCAGGACACCCGGGCGUGCCGGAGAAUGCGAUCCCUUCAUGGCCAGCAUACGAUCCAACGUUCGUGUCGUCGUACAUUCCAUACUCGCUAGGCAUCUUUGGACAGACUAGCGAUAUCAUAGGCGCAGAUGGAUACCAAGACCAAGCAGGACUACCAAGUAAUUGUGAACAAGGAGAGAGGUUCGAGGUGGAUGGAGGAGUAGGAAAUGGCGAUGGUGAAGGAUCAGAAGAACGACCGAAUAAGCGACCCUACACUGCAAGCGGCGUCCCUUCGUCCUCAUCUCACUUUAGCCCCGAACUGGAGCACGAGACAGAGGUUCACCUGAAAUCUGUGUUGAAGCAGUAUAUGGCGACUCCUGAUAUUUUCCUUUGA